Molecule: messenger RNA, 2171 nt
Organism: Hipposideros armiger (great roundleaf bat)
Lineage: Eukaryota; Metazoa; Chordata; Mammalia; Chiroptera; Hipposideridae
Exons: 12
Coding region: 265-1791 (508 amino acids)
Source: RefSeq, a predicted model, not a curated record
GCCCCUGAAUCAAAAUAGCUGCUCAGAACCUUGCCAUGGGUCCCUGCCCUAGUAAACAGCAGGCCCCACUGCAAAUGUCUGUGCACUGGUCUAGCUUGCUGUGAACUGUGAGGACUGGGCCUCCUUCUGUCCUGGAUAGCGUUUCCCUAACACCAAGCACAGGAUGCAGUGCAGGCUUCGCCUCAGGAAAUGUGGAAGGACAUUUCUUUCUCAAUUUAUUUCUCAAUCCCCACUGAACCCCUUUUUCCACUUUAGCUGCUGCAGAUGCUGUUUGAGGAAGCUCUGCCCCUCGGGGGCUCUGAUCCUGUGCUUAGUACUCUUAGCCUGGUGCAGCUCAGCCCCAGCGGGAGGACUUGGGACCUGCUCUCUCCAGGGGCAAAGAACCUGUCGGUGCUGGAUGUGGCCCCUCUGGGCUUGGUGGUGGAAGGUGCCAGCGAACUAGAGGUGUCUGACUCAAGAGCUGCCUCAGAGCUGUACUUGCAGGCCACAGAGGGGGAAGGCAGGGCCUGCUCUCUGCUUACUGUCACCAUGUCCCGCCCAGGGCCUGACCCUCCUGAGGGGUCUGGGACCCAGAGUAUGUGGCGAGGGGCCUUGCGGAUCCUGCAGCUCCCAGGAGCCCUAGACUGCCCCCUGCUGCAGGUGCUGGCCGGUGAGGUUGCUGGUGAGGAGGUGGAGGGCUCUCUAUCCUGGAUUGUCUCAUGGCUCCUGGAAGGAAACAACUACACUGGUCUUCUUCUUCGCCUGGGACCUCAAGGUGGUCCACGGAGGGUGUGGGGUUCUUUGGGAGCCUCUGGGAUCUGCUCCCUGAGCUUGCUCCAGGCUGCCCUCUUGGGGGCCGCGGGAAGGAGGAUGCAGGUAAAACAGGUGAGGCCCACCCUGUGGGAUGCAGCGGAAGAGGCCCGAGCUCGCAGGGCUGGCCUGAAGAGCCUGCGUUUAGGCCUCCUGGGUGGCACCCUGACAGAUGAUGGGCUCAACCAGCUGGGCAGGGCACUGCGGGAGUUGCAGGUGGUAAAAGCCUGGAGCCAGCGCCCAGAAAGCCGGAUGCUCAAAGGGGUCAAAGCUGAGGCUGUGGGGCUCCCAGAACCACAGGUGACAAAUUCAGCAGCAAGUCACCGCCCAGGCCUCCAGGGGGAGCCCCAAGUGGCAGGAAGAACAGCAUUUCUAGAACCUGGGCCCUACCAAAAGCAUUCUCUCAGGGACUCUGAGGAACAGGCCCAUCCGGCCCCAGAUGUGGCCCUGCAGUUCUUCCUGGCCCAGGCCCGAAGGCAGAGGCUGCGAGAACAGCAGCAAAUUUGGAUCCAAGAGGAACUGAAGCAUUUGGAACAGGAGGAGGAGGAGGCGAGAGAUGACCAGGUCAAAGGCCUGGUGGCUGGAGAAGAGGCCUCUAAGGAGAGACAGAGAUGGCACCGGGAGCAGACAGUGCUGAGAUUCCAGCUGGAGGCUCUUCAGGCACAGCGGGACAUUGCAGAGCAGGACCUGAUAGCCCUCUAUGACCUACAUGUGCAGGCCACACGAGCUCGGACAAGCCAUGUGCUACAGGUGUUCCGAGCCUGGCGAGGGCUGUGGGAGGAACAGACCAUGACCACAGAGCAUCACCACCGCAGCCUGCUGGCUGGCGUCCUACGAGACAGCAUCAGCCUGGCUGCACAGAACCAGGAGCUCCAAGCCCAGAACCAACAGCUUCAGCAGGUGCAGAUGAGGCUGGGGACAGCUAUGCUGGAUCCCUGCCCUGGGGAGAAAUCUGGUGAUCAGGAAUCCUUCAGGGGCAGUUUCCUCUCUCCACAUUCUUAAGGGUCUUAGAAAGGAGAAGUUGGGACACAAUAACCAAGCUAAUCUUCAUUACAGAUAAUUAAUACCGUCAUUAACCAGGUCUCAUUGUGCCAGUCCCUGCUAAGCGCCUAACAUCCAUUAUUUCAUAUAGCCUUUUCUAGUACCCAAUUUAGUUGUAGGUACCAAUGACCCCUAUUUCAGAGAUAAGGCAACUAAAGCUAGGAGAAGUUAUCUGCACAAGGACAGUCAGCUAAUAAGUGACAGUGCCAGAAUUCAAGUCUGGUGGGCUAGAGCUCUACAAAGCAGGAGGUAGUGAUUCACAAGCUGCAGUAUGCAUCAGAAUCACCUAGGGAGCUUCUUUUAAAAAAAGAAAAAAGGGAAGGGCCAGCUGAGUGGCUCGU